UCCCCUUAUUGUCUUAAGAAUUCCUCAUUUUGUAUUCUCCAUUUUCCCAAACAGCCUUUAGAGUCAAAUUUCCCAGCAACUCUCAGUUUCUGUUGAAUAGAAAAUGGCUGACGGUGAGGAUAUUCAGCCCCUUGUUUGUGACAAUGGAACUGGAAUGGUGAAGGCUGGAUUUGCUGGUGAUGAUGCUCCUAGAGCAGUGUUCCCUAGUAUUGUUGGUCGUCCCCGUCACACCGGUGUUAUGGUUGGAAUGGGACAGAAAGAUGCAUAUGUUGGUGAUGAAGCUCAAUCCAAGAGGGGUAUCUUGACCUUGAAAUACCCAAUUGAGCAUGGUAUUGUCAGCAACUGGGAUGAUAUGGAGAAGAUAUGGCAUCAUACUUUCUACAAUGAGCUUCGUGUUGCUCCCGAAGAACACCCUGUCCUGCUCACUGAAGCACCUCUCAACCCUAAGGCCAACAGAGAGAAAAUGACCCAGAUUAUGUUUGAGACCUUCAAUGUUCCCGCUAUGUAUGUUGCUAUUCAGGCAGUGCUUUCCUUGUAUGCUAGUGGUCGUACAACUGGUAUUGUGUUGGACUCUGGUGAUGGUGUGAGUCAUACUGUCCCCAUCUACGAGGGUUACGCUUUGCCACAUGCCAUUCUUCGUUUGGAUCUCGCUGGACGUGACCUAACGGAUAACUUGAUGAAGAUCCUCACUGAGAGAGGUUACAUGUUCACAACCACUGCUGAACGGGAAAUUGUCCGUGACAUGAAGGAAAAGCUUGCCUAUGUGGCUCUUGACUAUGAACAGGAGCUUGAAACUGCUAGGAGCAGCUCCUCCAUCGAAAAGAACUAUGAAUUGCCAGAUGGACAAGUUAUUACCAUCGGUGGUGAGAGGUUCCGUUGCCCAGAGGUCCUCUUCCAGCCAUCCAUGAUCGGUAUGGAAGCUGCAGGUAUCCAUGAAACUACCUACAAUUCCAUUAUGAAGUGUGAUGUUGAUAUCAGGAAGGACCUCUACGGUAACAUUGUGCUCAGUGGUGGCUCAACUAUGUUCCCUGGUAUUGCUGAUCGUAUGAGCAAAGAAAUCACCGCUUUGGCUCCCAGCAGCAUGAAGAUUAAGGUUGUUGCUCCACCUGAGAGAAAGUACAGUGUCUGGAUUGGAGGAUCCAUCCUUGCAUCCCUUAGCACAUUCCAGCAGAUGUGGAUUUCAAAGGGCGAGUAUGAUGAGUCUGGUCCAUCCAUUGUCCACAGGAAGUGCUUCUAAGUGAACUCAGAUUUGCGGUUGUAGGCAAGUCUUUGAGAUGGGGCUAUGAAAGAAGGGAGAUUAAGAACAUUGUACUGCUGAUACUAUAUCAUGUUUCCAAUGCAAUGUGGUUUAUAUUCUGAACACAUUUGAUAGAGUGCAAGCCUCUUUUGUCUGGAAAUAUCCCUUCUUGAACUCUUAGGUUGUUUGUAGUUGGGGAGAGUGAUUGUGUUGUUGUUGUUUAUUAUUUUGGGGUCUUUUCUUUCAUUUUCUUGUUUUGCUAUUCUAUGGUACUUUUUUUUUCUCUUGGGAACAAAUAUGUCAAUAUUUAUUGAAUGAGAAUUUUUGUAGUAGUAUUUUCUUUGGGAAAUCACUUGUACUUUUUUGUGGAUGUGGGGAUUGAAUUUUUGUGGUGAUACGUUAUUUUCA
Molecule: messenger RNA, 1645 nt
Organism: Lycium ferocissimum
Lineage: Eukaryota; Viridiplantae; Streptophyta; Magnoliopsida; Solanales; Solanaceae
Product: actin-7-like
Exons: 6
Coding region: 104-1237 (377 amino acids)
Biological process (GO): cell division
Cellular component (GO): cytosol; plasmodesma; plasma membrane
Source: RefSeq, a predicted model, not a curated record